Messenger RNA from Effrenium voratum, 267 nucleotides. Lineage: Eukaryota; Dinophyceae; Suessiales; Symbiodiniaceae. The record is from the annotation of a GenBank genome assembly.
AUGAGCGGCAUUGAGACCAAGAGCCCGGGCUUCUUCACGCGAGGCAUACGCGAGAAGCAGUCGGACAGGAGGGGCUUUGACACCGACCGCAUGAUCUUCCGCGAUGACGAGCUGAGCUAUGCACUGGGAAAGGACGGCGCCACCCGGAAGAAGCUGGAGCUCGCCUCCGGGGCCAUCCUGCAGUACGUGGGCCACGUGGCCUUUAUCGCGGGCACUUUGAAGGAGCGCCGGCGGUGCCGGGAGUUUGUGCCCCGCCUUACCUUCUGA